CAUGAACAAUAGGCGGCGGUACCGGCCCCGCCGCCCCCCGCAGCGCUCGGCUGCCGCGGGCGCCUCCCCCUAUGGAGCAGCCUCGCCAUGGAGCCCCUCACAGCGCUCAGCCAGGAGGGCGCGGGCGGCGGGGAGCCGCCGGGCGGCGGGCCGCUCUGGACGGCCGUCUUCGAGUACGAGGCGUGCGGCGAGGACGAGCUGAGCCUGCGGCCGGGAGACGUGGUGCAGGUGCUGUCCCGCGACUCGCAGGUGUCCGGCGACGAGGGCUGGUGGACCGGGCAGAUCGACCAGCGCGUCGGCAUCUUCCCCAGCAACUACGUGAGCAGCGGCGUGCAGGGGGGCGGCCCGGAGCUGCGCGCCCGCUACCCGCCGCCCCCCGCCAUACAGCUCUUGGAGAUCGACUUCUCAGAACUUGUUCUGGAGGAAAUCAUUGGCAUAGGGGGCUUCGGAAAAGUAUAUCGAGCUGUGUGGAUAGGAGAUGAGGUUGCUGUCAAGGCAGCUCGCUAUGACCCUGAUGAGGACAUCAGCCAGACCAUUGAGAAUGUCCGCCAAGAAGCCAAGCUCUUUGCGAUGUUAAAGCAUCCCAACAUCAUUGCCCUCAGGGGCGUAUGUUUGAAGGAACCUAAUCUUUGCUUGAUCAUGGAGUUUGCCCGUGGAGGAUCAUUAAAUAGAGUGUUGUCUGGUAAAAGGAUACCUCCUGACAUUUUAGUAAACUGGGCAGUACAGAUUGCAAAGGGAAUGAACUACUUGCACGAGGAAGCAAUUGUUCCUAUAAUUCACCGUGACCUGAAGUCCAGCAACAUACUGAUACUCGAAAAGGUGGAAAAUGGAGAUCUGAGCAACAAGAUAUUGAAGAUCACGGAUUUCGGCUUGGCCAGGGAAUGGCAUAAAACUACCAAAAUGAGUGCAGCUGGGACAUAUGCCUGGAUGGCUCCUGAGGUCAUCCGCUCCUCCAUGUUCUCCAAAGGCAGCGAUGUGUGGAGUUAUGGAGUGCUGCUUUGGGAGCUGCUAACAGGGGAAGUGCCGUUCCGAGGAAUUGAUGGUCUUGCAGUAGCCUAUGGUGUUGCCAUGAAUAAACUUGCUCUUCCAAUCCCUUCCACAUGUCCAGAGCCUUUUGCCAAACUAAUGGAAGAUUGUUGGAACCCUGACCCACACUCACGACCUUCCUUUGCCAGUAUCCUAGGCCAUCUCACUGCUAUAGAAGAGUCUGGUUUCUUUGAAAUGCCCAAAGAUUCCUUCCAUUCCCUUCAGGAAGACUGGAAACAAGAGAUCCAAGAGAUGUUUGAUCAGCUCAGAGCCAAAGAAAAGGAGCUUCGCACAUGGGAAGAAGAGCUGACUCGUGCUGCUGUUGAACAGAAGAACCAUGAGGAGUUGCUCCGAAGGCGGGAACAGGAGCUGGCAGAACGUGAGAUUGACAUCCUGGAAAGGGAGCUCAACAUCAUCAUCCACCAGCUGUGUCAGGAGAAGCCUCGUGUGAAGAAACGCAUGGGGAAGUUCAAGAAGAGUCGGCUCAAGUUAAAAGAUGGCAAUAAUAUCAGCCUGCCUUCAGAUUUCCAGCAUAAAUUCACUGUGCAGGCUUCUCCAACAAUGGAUAAAAGGAAGAGCUUGAUCAGUAGCUGCUCCAGCCCUCCUGCAAGUCCUACCAUUAUUCCCAGACUCAGGGCCAUACAGUUGACUCCUGCUGAAAGCAGUAAAACAUGGGGACGAAACUCAGUCCUUCCAAAGGAGGAAGGAGAGGAAGAAGAGAAAAGAGGCCAGAAGAAAAAAGGACGCACCUGGGGACCAAGCUCACUUUGUCACAAGGAGCUAGGUGCAGGAGAGGACAGUCUGAAAGCUCUGGUAGAAGGAUACAAACAGUGGUCAUCCAGUGCACCAAACCUAGGGAAGAUUCAGAGAACUGCACCUGCUUUUCCAGGAUUCACCAGCUUAGCAGAGAUGGAUGAUGAAGACAGUGAAUGUCUUAAUGGGGAGGGCAAAGUGCACCCUUCACCUGGGCACAACCAGUCAUACCUCUGCAUCCCAUUUCAGAAGAAUGAUGACUGGGAUGGGCCUUCUAGUGAUGCCAAUGAUGAAUCCACUCCUGUGAACUCUGCUACAAGCACCCCACAGCUUACACCCACCAACAGCCUCAAACGUAGUGGCUCCCACCACAAACGGUGUGAGAUUGCCUUGCUUGGCUGUGGAGCGGUUCUGGCUGCUGCAGGCCUGGGGUUCGAUCUGCUAGAAGCGGGGAAGUGUCAGCUACUGAUUGAAGAGGAGCCAGAGCCACCCAAGGAAGAGAAGAAAAAACGUGACAGCAUUUUCCAGCGAGCUGGACGCCCACGCAGGAGCACUAGCCCUCCUUCUCGAAAAAUCUUCAAGAAAGAUGAGCCCAUGUUGUUGCUUGGCGAGCCAUCCACAUCCCUCACCCUUCUUUCCCUGUCUUCCAUUUCCGAAUGUAAUUCCACCCGAUCCCUGCUGCGCUCAGACAGUGAUGAGAUUGUGGUAUACGAAAUGCCUGUCAGCCCUGUGACAGUCAAGGCUCCCUUGCCAGCCAUUAAUAACCCACUAGUUAAUGUCCAGAUUGAGAGAUUCAAACAAGACCCCAACCAGUCCCUCACUCCCACGCAUGUGACGGUCUCUUCCCACACCCAGCAAGGCGGGCACAGGCGCACACCUUCUGAUGGGGCCAUCAAAGGGACUGGACUAGUUGUCAAUGGGUGCCCAACCAGUGGAUGCCCUUCCAGUAGCUGUUUAACUGGAGCACUGGGAGCAGGUGUAUUAAAAACACCUAGUCCAAGUAGAGAUCCAAAUGAGGUCCCUCGCCUGCCAGAUCCCAACCUUGUUUUUCCUCCAACCCCGAGACGAUGGAAUGCACAGCAGGACCCCACGCUGGAAAGACCCAAGACGCUGGAGUUCCUGCCUCGGCCUCGGCCCGCAGCCAGCCGGCAGCGGCUUGAUCCCUGGUGGUUUGUGUCACCCAGCAAUGCCAAGGGUGAAUCAUCUGCCAACAGUUCAAGUACUGAUACUCCAAGCAAUCUGGACUCUUGUUUUGCUAGUAGCAGCAGCACUGUAGAAGAGAGACCUGGACUUCCUGCACUGCUUCCUUUCCAGGGGAGUCAUCCUGUAGAGGAGCGGACACUGUUGGACAUAGAUGCUGAGGGACAGAGCCAAGACAGCACCAUUCCGCUAUGCAGAAGUGAACUUAACACACACAAAGCUACAGCAUAUGAACUCAAGCAAGAAUUCUGGUCUUAGUAUGAAAUUCACUCGGGACAGUAAGCCCCUCUAAAUUCAAUUCUACUUUUUGCACUGAGAAUGCACUUUGAAGACAGAUGAGUUAGAUGAUACGGAGAUCGUAUGGUGCUGCCUCUGCUGAAGGUGUUGUUCAACUGCCUGAUUGUUGUCUGCAGUUGGGUGUAAUUUGGCAACUCAGAGCUGCUGACUUUGCUGUGGGGUUUUUCUGUAGUCUUCCCUGUCACCUUAUUGCAGUUUGUAUCUGCAGUAAGCUAAAAUUAUCAUAUCAAAGUCUUUGUUACUGACCUUGUAGGAUUUGGCACUUGCAGUAAGUAUCUAUCCUGGUAUUCAUCAGUAUUUUCAAAACUCGAAUGCUAUAAUGCAGCAGACGCCAGUAUUUAUUUUUCCCAAGAAUUCCAGGAAAGAAACAAGUAAAUAUCUGGAGACUAUCUUCUCUGAAAUGUGUCAUUAGAUAGGCCUGGGAAUCAUGGUGCCCCCACUGAAGGAGCAGAAGUAGCAGUCUUACACUUGCUUGCCCUGUUUUGUUCGUGUCCUAGUGUAAGGUGGAACAGAUUGCUGAGGAAGGCCAUGGCAUCUCCAUUGGUGGAGGUCUUGGAGAAGAGACUGGGUUGUUGGGAAUGAGUAGGUGUAGUUGGUCCUGGCUUCAAGGCAGGGGUAAGUGAGCUUCAAUGAUCUUUUGAGGUCUCUCUCAGCCCUAUUUUCCCAUGACACUUUGCUUUCAAAAUAGCGAAUGGGGUGUAUGACUACUUACUUCAGCCUGUUAUUUUGUUUCUAGCUGUGGUUCCAUUAGCCUCUUUUUUUCUCCCCCUGUAUCACAGACUCAUAGUUGAGUUGCCUCAGCUUUGGGAGGGAAAUGGACAGGAACUCUUUCUUUAAAGCUGUGUGUUGGCUUGCAGAUCUAAGUUAUGUCCCUUCAUUCUUCUUCCUGUUUUUCUGCCUUUCUCGUGCUUUUUAGGAGUGGCCCUGUAAACCCGAGAUGGUUCCUGUGCACGCUGCUACUUGUUCAAGGCUCUUUUGAAAUUGAGGCCUGUGUUGUUAGUAGUUGGAUUGUGCAAAUAGGAAUCAGAACAUCUGGAUUCUGUCUUCUUUAGUCACUGACUCACUGUGUGACCUUGGGCAAAUAAUGUAACCUCUCCGUGCCUGAAUUUCCCCAUCUGUAAAUAACAGGGAUAAUACCUACCUCACAAGGGGGGUGGGACCUAUGUAGUAUGUUCAAAGUUCUUUGAGAUCGUUGUGUGGAAGGCAGUAUAGGCAUGUAAAACAUUUGUUCAAAUUCGUAAAAGUUCUUACCUGGUCAAGGAAGACCAAGUAAGAAGACCUCCUGCCUUGAAGGAGGAAGUCACACAACUAAUGUGUGCAUAUACUCAGUUUUCUUCAGAGGUUGCAAGUGUGUCUGCGCCCCCAGCAAGUCUGUGUUAUUGGGUUUAAUGAGAGCUUCAUUUGUUCCCAGUUUUGGCAUUAUAAAUAAGGGAUGUGGCCUUUUUACAUGAGUGUGUUAGGGUAGUCUGCUUUACUGAGGGUACGGCUUAUCUGUUCACUCUUCCUAUACAGAUCUUUGCUCAUUUUGCUAAUCUACUUACCAUUUGGGUGCAAAUAACUGAUUUGGCAGUGCUGCCAAUGCUGCCUUCCUGUCAGGAAAGUCCAGUCCUGUUGUGAAGGCACUGUGGAUGAAUACUUUCUUGCAGCAGCAUAGAGAACAUGAGCAUUUAGAUGUUUAUAACCUUAAUGUUAAAAACCAGCAUGUGUGGGGGAAAUACUCUCCUUAGUAAUUUUAAUUCAGUUUGAGGGCUAAAAGCAUCAUGUUGCUGUUGGUCAAGUGUACCUUCUUAGCAAGCAAGCGCAGUAUGUUACCAUUGAGGAAAGUCAUGUACAUCUUGUUCCUCACAUUCCACAAAAUUUGUUUAAUAUCUGAAUUUCUUUUUGCUGCCUACUCCACUGAACUCUCCAGAGCUAGCCUUAAUGAUACUACACUAGCUGCUAAUGCUGGAUAGACUGUUGACUGUGUAGACAAGGUACUCUGGUGUAUCGCAAAGAAACUUAAAAAUGAAAAUUUGAUGUUUCUGGCACUUUUGUUAAAUGUAAACCUUCAGUUUUUGUUUCUUUUUUUUAUUUCUUGUGCAUUCAUCCUUUUGUUUUUCAUUUCUGAAACCUCAACGUGUUUGUGAUCCAGGAACUUCAAAAACAAACAAAUACCAGCAAAAAGCACCUCAAGGGAAGCCCAAUCAGAAGUUGUGUCAGAAGAACAUAAAGCAAGGCAUUAAAACCAUCUAGUUUUCAGUCUCCCUUAUCCUUUUUGAAAGUCUGAGACAAAACUGGAUCAGCUGUUCUUUCUAUGCAAAAAGCAUUAUUCCAAAGUUAUGGGAAGCAGCAUCUGCUCUGCAAAGACAUGAUGUAAAAUUGCUCUCUUGCGUGGGAAAAUUAAGGAAAUGUCAGAAUCCCUUCUCUCUCACUUUUAGUUAACCACUUGGUGAUGGGAAGCUAACUAUAGGAGGAUUCUGUGCCAAAGGGCAUCUGCCCUGACACCAAAUGGACAGCAAAGGAACCGGAUGACACCGAUGGCAAAGAGUCAUGGAUUCAGACCAGGGUUUCUGGCUUAGAUAUUCUCUAUUACAGAGCUGCUAGAAAGAUAGGGUAGGAACAGUAUUUUCUAAAUGCUACUUAGAUGCAAUUAUCUUAAUUGAAUCUGGCAUGUGAGGUAAAAACAAGGUAGACUCUGGGCAUCAACCCCUAAAUAAGCUUUCUAGUUUGGAGUCCUGUGAUUUACCUGAGGGUACCGAGCAGGAGGAAUCUGUUGUAAAACAAAGCUGUUUGCUUUAGCAAGUGGUGGGAUACUUUCUGACAGGCAGAGGGCUCUCAAGGCAAAGUCAUGUGUUCUACUGUAUGCAUCCUGAAAGCUGUUGCCACUGGUGCCUUGAGGCCCAGAUGCCAUCUGAAUGUUAAAGCUAGCUUGUAGUCUUUUCAUUUAUCCAUCUAUCCUGUACCGGUUUGAUUACUCUCCUGUCUUAUUCUAUUUGUUUUCUUUUUCUUGCCAACUGUAGGCAGUGAGGUGCCCCAAAUCCCCAAAAGAGCUUCACUCUAGUCCACUAAUUACCAAGAAAAUCUGAGCCAGUCAGAAAGCUCACGUACCUUUUAUCUACUGGCUCUCAUUUAUUUGUCAGUGAGGCAAAAAUUUCAUCGUUACAUUGAAACACCUGGUGGAGUUCUUGAGGAAAAUGGUGAAAAUCUUGCUGUAAAAGUAAAAUACCCUUAAAUACAUGAAUAAGUUGCACUUUCUGCUGAGAAAAAGAGAACACAAGAGCACAAAUUUACUGAGCAGCCUAAAACAAUGAUAAAAGAGUGGAGUAAAACAUAUUAAUGUCAUUAUAGAGCUCACAAAGAAGAAAUACUCAUUACUCUUAGUAUCAGUUACAAACUGUGUUGCUGUGAAAUUUUUCAGAUUUGGAAAUACAUGUUUUCUUUUAAAUAGUUGACUGGCAAUAUAUAUAUCACUAAUUUAUGUAAUUGAGUUAGGAAUUUAGGAUAUGUUUGCCAGCUCUUGAAAAUAUGCUGUCUAGCAGUCUGCCUGUUUUUCCUGUAAAAUUGAGAGGAAAGCACAGACUUAGCUACAGUGCAAAAAAAUUACUUAAAAAUAAAUUUCUACUGAUUUCACAGAAAUUGAAUGUGGGACAGGUAGAGAGAGGAAGGCUUUUGUGUCAAAACUAAAAAAUUAUAAAUGGUUAUGGAUUCUUUGUAAUAUUGUUGCUUCCUAUGGACUGCACAAUGCUCUGUUUCACCAUGAAUUAGAUCUCAUCUCCUUUGAGCCUUCUCUGAGGUGCAAAUGUAACUUUUUAUAGGUACCCUUUUUCCUUCAGAUUACUGCUGAAGCAGAUUCAUAUUCAGUGCGGGGCAGGGAACCUCAAUGAAAAUAUUCUUUUUGUAUUGGUUUUCUAACAAAAUGAGUAUUUUCAAAGUAAAAUUUUCAUUAGUGAUGUGGAAAGACCUACUUGGGUUUGGUAUGCUUUUAUGAUAUAUUUUUCUGUACCUCUAGGAGUGGGAGUAGUUGCCUUCCUCCUCAUAGCAUGCUGUUAUCUUAAGACUUAUGGACAAUGCUGCGUAGAGAUGUUACUGGAUGAAACUGGAUACCUCUCAUUCUGCUGAAGGUGAGGCAGUAAUUAAUGGUCAAGUAAAGAGAGGUCUUUGCCAUUUGGAGUGCUUUAUUAAAUAGCAAAUGACAGGAAACCUCCUACCUUGAACCACCACCUUACUAUCUUUUAUUUAACUUUUAUUUGAACUUAAUUCAUUUCUAUGGAAUGAAUAUGGGAUCUGAAGACCCAUUAGAUGUAUGGAACCAAACCUAAUUACUGUAUCCCAGAAUUCAGUGUUGGCUUGUUGCCUUUGUAAGCAUCUCUAAGCUAAUAUUAAUGUUUAUUUCUUUGGGUUUUUCUGGAAAAUUUUCUUCUUGGAAAAAGAUGGUUAUUACUUUCUAAUGUUUUCUGUGUGUUUUGGAAAUAUUCUUAAAAACUCUAUCAGCUCUAUAGAAAAUAGGAAGGCUUAUCUUGCACAGUGAUAUAGAUCCUUCUUUUAACAUGAAACAAGGGAACCUUUAGAAAUGAAAAUUUCUGAUCCUUUUUACUACAGGAUAGUUGCCUUCCUUUGCUUCUAUAUUUAUAACUUAAGGUUGUAAUUUGGGUAAAACUGGAUGCUAACAGUGACAGAAAAGGCAUAUGUUAAAAGAUAUAUUUGCAAACAUAUACUCAUGCUGCCACAAAGGAUAACUUUAUGACUUCAUAAACACUUUGGUUCAUUAGAUAAUUAAGGUAUCUUUAAGAAAGAAUGCCUUCCUAUGCUUUUCUUUAUAGUUUACUUUGGUAAGAUUAGAAUAAGGUGCUUGGCACAGACUCUGGCCUUGCAUCUGGCUGGACAGAAUGGGUUUUUAACCAAAUGCGUGUUUUUUGUAUUUCUAUAUCUAGUCUGUGGUUUAGACUUUCCUAUUUCUUCUGCUUAGCAAACAAGUCUUAAGAAGAACUUGUUUCUUCAACUCUGCUGUCACAGUUUCACAAAGCAGUACCAAAAUGUGUUUAUGGCUUACUUUGCUAUUCCCAACUUUUUAAAUACACUGAUAGAAUGUUACCUGCUAUAGUUUUAAUGUUCAUUUGCUUUUGUUUUUUCUCACGCUCAGCUUUUUUAAGCAGCAUUACCAUUGAUCAGAGACAAAUACAGCUUCUGAAAUCAUCUACAUUGGCUUUAUUUUUAUAUGUUAAAAACAGUCAUUCCCAGCCUAAGAAGUAUGUGCUUGAUUAUAAGGUAAUUUCCCACUGGUGACUGGGUCAGGGGUCUCACAUAGCUACCAGAAUUCUUAUUGUCCCUCUAUAACAAGAAUCUCCUUUUUUUUUCCCCAGUAGAAAACACUUUGUCAGUGUUGUGUACAAGAACCGCAUUUCACCUCUUUCAGUACAUGAGUAAUAGAAUCUUCUUUUUCUUUGUUUCCGAAUGACAGGGAGCAUCAUUUUACCUACUGAGUGUGGCUACUUGUGCUGGUCUUUCCAAGCCUCUGAAUUACAUCUGUGUGUUUUAGGUGUGUCUUGUAUUGCUAGGUGCCUUCUAUUUCAUGUGCAUCUUUGCUAGGGCCUUAGGUUGUUUUCUGGAAGGAACUCUUAGUUGUAGCUUUCAGUACUGUAGUUUUCUUCAUCCUACAUCAAGCCAAACACCAGUGAUACAAACAUUUCAUGUCCUUCAGUUUGCUGACUUGUGUAUACCCUUGUGGAAAAAAGUAUGCUAUUGCUAACUCUCUUUAUCUCUCAAUUAGAAUUCUAAAUACAUGAUUCCAUGGCUGUCUUGAUCCCAUCCUUGUCAGUUAUUUGUUCUUGUUGCCAUAGUAUUUUGGAGCCCAAGACAGAAACCAACGUUAUCUUAUCUGUGCUUUGACCUAAAACAUUUUCAAGGUAGAAGCAUAAAACACAAGUGGGGGAAGUGUAAGUAUGGAGGUUGGCAGAAAAUAACCAGUACAAGGGUGAAAUUUUCUAUCUUAAUGUACUAAACAGUAGUCAGAGGACACUGACCAAGAGCUGCUUGCUAACGUAUUGGCAUUAUAGUUAAAUUGAGUCCUAAAGAAGGAUUUGAGGAUUGUGUGGUGACUUUGUUUCUGGUUGAUUUGUUUUCUUUUACCCUGAGCUACCUCAUUUAUAUGGAUGGAGUGGAAAUAAAGGAUAAGUUGUAAGAAUUGCUCUAGAUAAACAGUUGAGACUAGAAUGGUGAGAACACCAAGGAAAACGCUUGUGUUUGGCUCUUUGACAUUCAAAUUCCUUAUGGAAAAAUAAAACCAGCUGUUCAUUUCCAAAAAUUAAGAUUAUACUUUUAUUAUGUAACUCUCCAAAAUAAACAAUAACAAGGCACAACGUAUAUUUCCUGAUGGUUUUUGACCUGUGGAAGAGCUGAAUUUCCAAUCUAAAGGGUGAUUAUUUCAUAUUGGUCAUUGCUGCUUUUAAAGGUGGAAGUAUGUUUUUUGAGAACAUAUUUUUUUCUAAAUAAUCUCAUGUAUUCUUUAAGUGAGCCUAUAUGCAAUCUUGUUUCCCUUGUAUUUACUGUAGUUUUCCUAAUAUCAUAGAAUCCUUAGAGUUGGAAGGGACUCUGAAGGCCAUCUAGUCCAAAUCCCCUGCAGUGAACAGGGACAUCCACAGCUAGAUCAGGUUGCCUGGGGGGGGAAUAUAUCUGAUUCUAAUGCAGUUCUUAUAUCUGAAUGCUAAUGGUGUGCGGAUAGUCAACUUUAGCUAAUUUUGAGAAACUAUGACACAUUUUUACUGUGUAACAUAGUGGAUUUUUCUGCUCAGCUUGAAGUGGGCUACUGUUAGGUCUGGAGCUGAUGGGGUCAGAUAGAUGCGCAUCUAGCAAGUGUGGACCUAGAACAGAUCUGCAGGAGGAAUGCCAAAGUUGCAUUUGCUUAGAGAAGGAUGAUAGAAAGAUAAUAAUGCUGGGGAAAAAUGUCCCUUCACUAUUCAGAAGUAAUUCUCUAGGAUCUUGUCCGUGCUUGAAUUUUAGCUUCCAUACAGUGAGAGCUCAUGGUUUUUGAUAAAAAAUUUUUUGACUGAGCCCCAGCAUAAGGCCAAGAUAAAGUAUUUACGUUAUGUAGGAGUGAUUGACACUGUCUCCUUGUCCUACCUUGAUUGUUCCAGUGUAGCAUUUUCUCAAGAAUAGAUGCUGAGUAAAACUAUCCUUCUUGCCUUGAAGCAGGAGGAGAGAUAAUAUGUGAGUCUGAGAAAGAAGAAUCAUUGUUAUAGCCGUGUCCUAAUGCAUUUCCUUAUCACUCUCCCACCAGCAGAGGUUAUGGUGGAACAGGAAGACUUACCAGUGUUUUUUCAAGCUGUAUUGGUAAGAAUGCUGCUCACAUGAGAUUUCAGUAUAUAAACAAGCAAGUUUGGGAAGCCUUAUAUUUAACUUCUUAAGUUUCAAAACAAAUGUGUCCUCUGAUAAUUAUGUCGCAUUGCUCAAUUGCACACUAAUCUUCUUGAGUUUAACUACAGUUGGAGAAGAGCUGAACUCUUUCCUUGAGUUCUUGUGGAUGUAGCUACUUUUGAUUAAUUUGGGAGUCAAGUAAAGUAAUGUUUUCUCCUAGUCCCAGUUUACGUUGCAAAAUGAGUUGUCUCUCCUGACUAAUUGUCCAGAUAUUUGUAGUAGGCUUCUAUUUCUGCCCUGCGUGCUUUGGUGAGUGGCUCUUAAAAUGUCAUCAUGGUUAGCAUUUGUGUCUGAAUAAGGCAGCUAAUACCUCUGAGCUGAUUUUUCACACUGCAUCUCAAACAGAUGUUAUUACAUUAGUUCUGCUAUUGCUCUGUUCUCAAGGUUAUCUUGGCAACCAUAACAUCCAGAAAUCCUAGACUAUAUAAAGAAUAAAGCAGCAGAAAAAAAGAAAACAUACCAGUGCUUACCAAUUGAACAGCUGAGUUUUGCUGAGUGGUCUUUGCAGAGAGUAAAAAACAUUCUUGGGCAGUGUAGGUCUCUGCAAGACAGCUAAAUUCCAAGUGGAGAAUGUACCUGUAUCUGCUUAAUGUCAACAGGCACCAGUGCCUCUCUUAUUUGGCAGUUCUUAUAUGAAACCAUGUAAAGCCAAAAACUUAUAGUGGUAAAAGUUAUAUGUAGGGUACUUCUUGUAACUAGGAGGGGAAGAGGUCUCAAUUCAAGAAAGCAUACUUAAACAUCACCGAAAUCAAUGGAAUGUAUCUGUGGGGCUAAAUGCACAAAACCUCAAGUCAACAAAGCUAAUAUGAUCUGAUCUGGGGGGUUGUCUUGUAGAGAUUAAUGGUGAAGGACCAGUCUCUAUGUUUUGUCAGAGGGAGUUCCUUCACAAGCCUUUGGGUAAAUGCAGGCUCGAUUUGCUCUGACUUGUGUGGCCUUUCCAUGCCUGCAUUUGCCAUCCUAUUUCAUCGCUAGUUCUUACCAUAAACAGGGAAAGCUUUGAGAAUAUUUUCUGAUACAGGAGAGAUCAAUAACUUCUGCACUAGCAGACUGCUGGCUUCAGAGGGGGCAGUAAAUGGUGUGUGGAGGCUGUGUGUACAAAUUUUGAUUUAACCUGAGGUAUUUUCUCAGGUUUUUUCAUUUCAGAAAUGCAUCCUUCCAGGUUAAGUGUACAGAUUUGACAAAUUUGGAAGUGAUCAGUGUCUACUAUUAUUGUUAGGGCUCUUGGAUUCUUACUUGUCAGCUGUUGGCCCAGCACUUCGUGCUGGUAUAUAUGACGACUUUGUCAUAAAUUCAGAACAAACUGAAUGUCAGGAAUAUCGGAGAUAUUUUGCCUGACUUCAGAUGAGAGGCUUAUAUGGAGUGGGGAGGGGCGGUAGUGGUGGAAAAAUCAGGGAAACUACCUGUGAUUUUAACAUUGUCUCUUCUGUGGCUUUGGAAGUCUGAAUUCCACAGCCAGAGAAUGUAUUUCCUCCCUCUUUUUAUAAGCUACAUCUUUCUUUUGCCUUAUUAAUUGUGGAUCUGUUCCUGCUUCUGUUUAAAACCAGUUGCAAAAAACAGUGACCUGAAUUUCCUAGGUACAGUGUUGUCAAAUCUGAAGAACCAGGUGAGUAGUUGACUCUAGUGUAAGAUCGUAUGCCCAUGUCCAAUUUUUUGAGGUAUGGGAUAGUUUCUGCUUGUGUUGAAAUCCGUGCGUGGAAAGUGUUGGGUACUUUGUAAGGAGCUCCAAUCUCUGCAGGACUGGGAUUCAUCUGAUGACUUAAGUAUUACAGUCCAUUUUUGGAGACCUCUUAUGUCUUCUGUUCAUGGUGUUCAAAAGUCUGUUACUAUGGAAGUAGCACCUGAAGGUGUGUUUUGCCCGAAGAACCUGCAAUGAAGCAGUUGCAUUAGCAAAUGGUAAUGUACCCCAAAGUUGAGUAAAAUAACAGAGGCCACCAAGGUUAUUCUUGUUUGUGUGAUGAAAUGUUGUCAAAUGAAGUGAUUUGUUGGAGCCUUCCUGUAACCUCUGUACAGCAGUAAGCUUAGGGGAAAAUAAGAUUGCAUUAUUUUUUAAAAAGCUUUAUUUGUGACCUGGCUUUGUUGCCUCUGACCCUCUUGGGCUUAAAUAGUUAAAUUAUAUUAAUGUCCAGUUUGUUUCACUGUAGGUAACACAUCAACUGAAUACUCUUGUGCAUAAUCUACUGUAUCUUUCCUCUGUUCUGUGUCAAUGUAUUAUGUGUAUUUGGAUUACAGUUCUUUUUUAUUGUAUUAAAUUAUUUUAUGUUAUAGAACAAUAUUUAAGCAAAGCAAAGAGCUAAUGAAAGUUGUUGGCGUUUUGGGAUUUUUUUUUCCUCUUUGCUUUUUUUUGGAUGUACUGUAAAUUGUAAACCAAGGAUGCCAAGCAGGCUUGGUUCAAUGGCUAAAAUUAUUGUAUUACAGUGUAAUGCUGAUCUAGGCCUUGUCUCAACACUAGAGCACACAGACUUGAAUAAAACUGUUAUAAAAGUGA
This is a messenger RNA of Phasianus colchicus (ring-necked pheasant), 13150 nucleotides long. RefSeq names its product mitogen-activated protein kinase kinase kinase 9 (gene MAP3K9). Gene Ontology annotation, biological process: protein phosphorylation. Gene Ontology annotation, molecular function: JUN kinase kinase kinase activity; ATP binding; protein binding. NCBI's taxonomy places the organism in Eukaryota, Metazoa, Chordata, Aves, Galliformes, Phasianidae. The record is from RefSeq and is a predicted model, not a curated record.